Messenger RNA from Aphidius gifuensis, 665 nucleotides. Its product is annotated as ADP-ribosylation factor-like protein 2-binding protein. Gene Ontology annotation, biological process: positive regulation of tyrosine phosphorylation of STAT protein; maintenance of protein location in nucleus. The coding region runs from base 142 to 594 and encodes 150 amino acids. The transcript is spliced from 6 exons. The record is from RefSeq and is a predicted model, not a curated record. Lineage: Eukaryota; Metazoa; Arthropoda; Insecta; Hymenoptera; Braconidae. Gene Ontology annotation, cellular component: mitochondrial intermembrane space.
CAACAACUCACGUCUCACAUGUGCGUAUUGUCAACAAAAAAAAAAUACAAACAAGAUAAACAAUAAAAAAUAAAUUAAAUAUUAAAUGUUCAACUGGUCUUCAUAGGUACAUGAAUAAUCACUUUGAUUAAAUAUUAAAUUAUGGAAAAUAAAAAUAAUUACAAUGAUGCAUCAUUUGAUGAAAUAAUUGGACACAUUGAAGAUAUUUUGAUGGAGCCAAAAUUUCAAGAACUGCAAAAUAUUUUUUUAGAAAAAUAUUGGAGUGAGUUUGAUUAUUCUGAGGAAAAUAAAUUGACAUAUAUUGAAAUAUUUAAUGAAUAUCACAGAGCAAUAGAAUCAUAUAUCGAAAAAAGUUUGACUAAAACAUUACCAGGUUUUGCAAUGGAGUCAUUAAUAAAACAAUUGAGUGAUCAAGGUCCUGACCUGGAUGGUGAAGUUUUCGAGGUAUUAUCAACAUUCACAGAUUUUCUGGCAUUCAAAGAAAUGAUUUUGGACUACAGAUCAAUGAAGGAAGGCAAAGUCCAAGACCUGAGCAGUGGAAUCUCUAUAAUAUCUGUAAGAGUUGAUGAAUCCUCAUCAACUUUUGUUGGAUAAAAACACUUUUGUUAAUGAAAAAACAAAAUCCGUCCACUCGAUUAUCAUUAGUUUGUCAAUAAUUUACAUUG